UGUGAAAGAAAGCCCUCGCUUUUAAGGAUUUCUUUAUUAGUUCUCAAGUUGCUUCUCUUUGAAGUCUGCUGUGAACGACUUAAGAUCACAGGAUAAUUUGAGUAAACAUAUUGACUGAAUUGAUGUUUUCUUUUUUUCUUUUUCUUCACUGAACCUCUGAAGGCAAAGAGGAGUUUCCACUGAAACCUUACAAAUGAUCAGGGAGGACGUUGCCCUCCCUCAUGAUCUGUUAUGUUCCUAGGUGAGAGCAGGACAGCUCACACUGUGGCCUCUGGAGAUACAACUCAUUCUGUGGAGAGGAACAGCUACUGCUUGAGAGGAUGAAGCUCUGCCCCAUACCACACCCAAACCAGAGUACUUAGUAAGCAUAUUUCUGCUUUACUGCACAAUAAUGUCCAGUCAUCUGGAGUGAGGAGAGGGACAAGGAGGAGAGGAAACCAUGUCGCUUGGAUCUAAAUCCAGCCAAUCUCCUGUUACUUAAAGACUAUACUUUUGUGGAGAUUUCCAACCUGAUAUGGGAGGCAAAUUAUACAGUAUUUUUACCUUUUAUAUAGCAAUUAGAAAGAUUUUUUCAUCCAUCCUUUUUAUAAUUUAAUAGCUGCUCCAGAGCUAUCACUAAACAUCAUCCUAACAGCCAAUGAGAGACUCAAAGGCCCAGCUGGAUCCUGUCAUUUGUUUGUCAAAUAAUCAAAGACACGUCCAAUCUCCAGCUAAUGGAUUGUCAGCAAGAGAUCCAGGAAAGAUUAAAGUACAACGUCCUGGAUGGAAUCCAAACAACUCAGAAAAGGAUCAAAAAAAGGAAAUGACAGAUUUCUCAGGAACAAAAACAUUCUCCCCACAGCUUUCCUACAGGGUGUGCAUCCAUCAUGAGUUACCCCUAAGGUCUUGGAGCUCUGCUGUAUUUCUGGACAAGUCACUUUGCAUUUCACUUGCAGAACUUGCUGCAGGAGUGAGAAGAGUUCAAGUACCUCUGUACAGAUCUGCCCUUACUUGUCAGCUUGGUGUGCAAUCUCUCUGCAGAUCCACUACAGAUAAGAAACCAGCGAAAACAAGCGAGGAUUACAGGAGAGGUAACUUCAGCAGGUGCAAUGUCCAAAAGAUGAGACUGGAUCACACAGGGAGCCCUUUUUCAAAGCACUGUGGACCCAGGGAAGAUCAAAAGGCACUUGCUUGUGGUGUUAACAGUAAGGAUGAUGACUGGGAAAAGCAGAGCCACAGCACUUCUUUGUCAUUCAGAGAACCUUCUUCCUUCAACACAAAGGCUGCAAAGCAGAAGGGGAAUGCAAAUGAGGCAGCCGUCUCUGCUCAAAGUAAUUCCAGGCACAGGAAGCACACUAUCACUGUUAGACCAGAAUCAGAGAUGAUGAGCAAGUGGGGAGGUCAAAAGGCAGAAGAAGACCAGGAAGGUAGCAAAUCCAUUGAAGCUCAGACAAUUUCCACUUGUCAUCACCACUCACAGCUGCAGAAUGAUACCGUGGGAGGCACUCCUAAAACUCUGAGCCUGAAAGAGGCUUUGGAGCUCUUCAGGCCAGAUUUCAUCAGCCGAUCUCAGGGUCGGGUGAGGAGGUUAGAGCAAAGGGCCAGGAGAAGGAGGGCUCUGAGGGACUCCAAUCCAGAUCUACUGAAGGCCCUAUAUGAAGACAGAGACAAGUACAAGAGGAACUGUACAACACCAGAUCCACUUAGUG
This is a messenger RNA of Cyprinodon tularosa, 1688 nucleotides long. RefSeq lists its product as uncharacterized. NCBI's taxonomy places the organism in Eukaryota, Metazoa, Chordata, Actinopteri, Cyprinodontiformes, Cyprinodontidae. The transcript has 5 exons. The record is from RefSeq and is a predicted model, not a curated record. The annotation marks the transcript as partial.